ACACCGAUGCCCGUGCCCACAGAGCGAUCACAGGGCUUCUUACCCGAACAGCACUGAAUGGUAGCAGCUGAGAGACGGGUGCGGAGCGAGGGGCGGCCGAACCCGGAGGAUUUCCCACGGACCGGACCUGCUCCUCUGUAUGUCUCCUCACACACGGAUGACAACCUGCAAACAAACCCCUGCUGAAAACUUUCAGCUCUACAUCUGACGCGGGGGUGUUAUUGACGUUUUUAUUUUUCCAAAAAAAAAAAAACCCAGGCUCCAACAACAGAGACGCCGUCAUGCAGGUGCAAACUGUGGCCUAACGUUGCUGAAAUGACUCGCUCGGUGCUGACGCGGUUCAUCGUGCCAUGCCAACCCCGCAUUGUCAGAUGCCAUUUUACUCUGCGUGAUCCCGGUGUCUGGGAUUCCUACAUACUGGGCCUGUGGUGUCAGUAGAAGUUCGCGAGGCAGGAGCAAACAGAGCUGGUGCAACGAGGAGCGACGCGGACACUGUGCGCAAUUCGUGCUGAGGCUUAUGGGUCCUGCGUACUCGAGCUCCCGGCUCCCACUUGGAGAGGUGCGCUGCUGCGGGGCUUCGGCGCACCGGCUGUCGGCUUCACAUCUGGACCGCCUGCCUAGUGUCAUCUGCGGCCUGUUCGGAGGGUGCUCUCCCUGAACUUGUGUGUGUACCAGGGGAACCGGCUGAGAUCGCCUCGGAUGGUGUCGUGUUAGGGAGGAGAGGCUGACUAUUUGGCCCGGACUAGAUCGGUGAUCCACCGGAACACCGUGGUCCAAAAAGGCUGGACCCGCUGACUACUCAAGGAAUAAAAAAGAAAAACACUCAUCCAGCGCAAAGUAUGGAUUUGGCGUAGCGAAGUCGCGCAUUUUAAAGGCAACGCUAGGGUGACAUUGCAGUCUUCUCGCCACAUCGCUUAUUUCGUCGUCCGACAAAAAAUAAAAGCGUGAAAGUGGAGUAUCGUCCGUCGUACGUAUCGGCGCAGUGGGAUUUCUACGUCUGGUCGGCGUUCCCCCCCACCCUUCCCGCGGUGACGGUUAUGGGUCGGAAGCGGUGUGUCGGUGCAGAUUGUUCCAAGAUGGCGGCCGGGUGCUGCGGGGUGAAGAAGCAGAAACUGUCGGGAUCGCCUGGGUCGGGGGGUCCCGGCGGGGUGGGGGCGGGACGCGGGGUGCCAGGAACCGGACAUUGUGGCUCGGAGCUGGGGAUUGGCUCCUCCGCGACCGUUGCAGCGGCGGCGAACGUGAGCAGAGCCAACGGCCUGGGGGGACCCGGGGGUAUCGUUAGUGGCAGCGGUAGUAGUAGUGGUAGCAGCGGCACGAACGCUCUGUCCCCAGCCCCGGCCGGUUACUCUUCAUCCGGCCUCUCCCCGAAUCUCAGCCCGGGACCCGGUUCGGGAAGUGGAGGCAGAAAAAUGGUGGUCUCGGCGGAGAUGUGCUGCUUCUGUUUUGACGUGCUUUAUUGCCAUCUGUACGGAUACCAACCUCCGAGAACACCCAGGUUUACAAAUGAUCCCUAUGCCCUUAAAGACAGCCGCUUCCCCCCUAUGACAAGGGAUGAGCUGCCUCGCCUCUUCUGCUCAGUGUCUCUUCUCACCAACUUUGAAGACGUCGGUGAUUACCUUGACUGGGAGGUGGGUGUUCAUGGUAUUAGGAUAGAAUUUUUCAAUGAAAAAGGAUCAAAGCGCACCGCCACUUACCUACCAGAGGUUGCGAAGGAGCAAGGUUGGGACCACAUUCAAACCAUAGAUUCCUUACUACGAAAGGGAGGUUAUAAAGCUCCCAUCACAAAUGACUUCAGGAAGACCAUUAAGUUAACCAGGUACCGUAGCGAGAAGUUGACAAUGGGUUAUGCAGAGUACAUCGCCCACCGUCAGCACCAUCACUACCAGAAUGGCAUUGGGCACCCUCUACCACCGUACAACCAUUAUUCCUGACAGCGAGCCGCAUGACCAAUCAUUGGACCUCUCCGCGGACCUUUUCCCAGGAGAGCCUGCCCCCUCCUGGUCUAGCUAUUUCUACUACUGUACCAUUUUAUGAUGAUAGUUUCCGUUGCCAUGCUGGCCGUCUCCCAGACGUUGACAUGGCAACGGGUGGCAACGAAGCAUCAUUUGAUUAUGGCAAGAAAUUCACUUUCUUUCUUUGCCUGUGGUUAAGUUUUUGCAGCAUAUGUAUCCUUAUAACUAUAACCCCCUUUACUCAUACGUUUGAAAAUUAACAACUAAUAGAUUUUAUUAAUCUUUUCAGCAAACCUAAUCAGGUGUUUGAUUCUGUGGAUGGAAGGAAGUCUCUUAGUAGAUUAGUCUAACACUUAUAUUGUUUAGGCUUUGCUACAGUUCUACAUUAACUAAAAAAUCUUUAGUUCUCCUAUUUUCUUUCUUAAUAUCCCGACAUGUAUAACCAUGUAGCAAGGCAACUGCAGUUCUCAAAGGCUGUGUCAUCUCUGUCCUGAUUCCUCUCAAAAACAAAAAAAAUAAGAUUGACUGUGGAGGUUGUUUGAGCCUUGUAAACUCUUAUAGUGUUGUAGUUGGAACUAUUUAUUGGGAACUGUGUACUCCAAAGUAUAAACAGUAGGAUAGUAAUGCCCUUUGACUGGCCAUUGCUAGUUGCGUUUCUUGUGCGAGCUGUGUGUAUCUCAGUGUGUGGAUAUGGACGUUGAUCUGCCACGAGAACAAACGAAAAUUAGAAAUUUGAUUUUUAAAAACUCCCGACAGUUUUUCUUUUGGGAACCUUUCCCCUUGAGUGUUUGUCGUGUUUUUUGUGGUGGAACCUGUAAACUUGCAACGAUGUUCCCUCUUUUUCAAAUUACAGUAAUCGCGGAGGAAGCCAUUUGUCUGAGGAUAAUCACGUCCUUGCUGGUGAUUUGUUAUGUAAAAUGGGCUACAAGUGGGCUCUGCUCUCCCGGCAGUGGAGAGGGGCGACCAGGUGUAAUUACAUGUCCCUAAAAGAAGAAAAAAAAAAGAAAAUGCAUGAACGAUGCUUCAGUUAAAAUUUACCGUCUGUUGGUGUCUGAGUUUACUGGCAGGGAGUCACUUUAACAGGGACAUGCUAUAUCUACUUAAAGCCAUAUUCUCUUUUUAUUCCACACUUUGUAAGAGUAGUCUGUUGUUUGGCUUGAUGUAUUUGCAUUCUGUGCCACUGAAACUGGUAACUGUUCCACCACCGAAUGCAAACGUAUACCAACCAGCCUCAGGCAAGGCCGCAUCACGAAAGACACACGUCGAAUCAGCGGUUUCAGUCAUUCGUCAGGUGUCGUGUAUAUUGCCCGUGUCGUCAUGGAAACACUGUCUUGCCUUUUCAGACUAUAGCUAACCAUUGUCACUCGUCCGUGAAGUACGCUGUAUUAAAAAUUGUCAUUUUUUGAAUGAAGACACUUGACGCACAAAAGGAAGUGAGCUAAUUAACAUGUUUGUGUCAUUUAGUAGUGCAUGUCAUUGUGGAGCUGCCACGACGCAGCCAGUUUUAGUUGUUGAAACCGCACUACCACCUUUCUCCGAUUAGUCCGCCGUUCAGCAGGGUCCCUUUGAUCUGUGUGUCCACGGCACAGGACAUAUUUUGAUUUGUGGUGUGUUUAGUCAGCUGUUGGGCAGCCGAUUCGAGCAAACACGGUUGAAUUAGUCAGAGCUGAAUCUCUGCACGGGGCCUGGCGGCUUACAGUUGAGGUCUACGAAUAAAAAAAACAAAAAACAGCCAGGGCUUUGUAUAAAGGACUUAAGAAGCCAUUUCCCAUCCAAAUAUCACUCGUUGUGAGUCGGCAUCCACACACACACACACACGGCUAGUUUGGAUUUACUUUUAAAGAAUGUUACAGUUAAGGGUCAUCGCGCGAUCUGCUUGUUUUGGUUUUUAGUUUUGCGAACUGGAAUUUUUGAGAGGUUCUUGUCACUUGACCAACAUCUUUCUGCGUAACAGCCUUUACUAACUGACAGGUUAUUUUUCUUUUAUGCAAAAAUGUCAAGGGCUUUUGGCACUCCAUCCACAGUAACCCGAAAUGACCCAGUAUUCAGUUGUGUUGCCUUAAAUUAAUGAUUUAAUAAGUGAUGGACCAGGAGAUGACUCUGAGUGUCCCUCUGGCCUGUGGCUCUGUCCCAGCUCCAUCUUCACAUUGUAGGGAAGGAAAGAGAUAAUGUUAUUUGAAUGCUGUCAAUACUUCCUCAUACAUGCAUAUGGGGGCUUGUGUACACCUGCCCUGUUAGCUCACAUCUUAGCCAGCUACUGGUCCUCCAUUUCACUUACAGCUCCACAGAGACCUGGUUAACACAUUCUCUCUCUUUCUGACACCGUGGUGGUGUUACCCUCAUCGUUUCACGCCUCUAGACAAAUGUAUGUUUUUUUAAAAUACACUACACAAAGACAUUUCAGAGAAGAACAGUCAGGCAUUCAUCUCCUGGUCCAUUAAAUACAGCACAACUGGAAUUUUUCUGCUGCAAAACCAAAUUGACCAUGCUCUUUUACAUAUAUGUCUUUGUAUACACAUGCAAUGUGUUCAGUUGCAUGUAUGUCUGAGUAUGAGACCUAUGGUUUUAUCCAUGAUAUGCUUGAUCUAUGGCUUAGACACUCUUAUUAACCAUUAAGAGAUUUAAAAGACAAAUAUGGUGCUAUCGGACCUCAUAUUGGGGUGGUCACAGCUCGUGACUGGUCAUGCGGACUCAUUGAUCAUAUCAUACUUAAAAAGAUGCUUCAUGUAGGAUUUUCUCUUUGGUGCAUCGCUGUGAAUUGAGUCACGACGGUCGCCGUUACGAAAAGGCCCCGAGAAUCUGCUUUUAUUAAUUGCAGUGUGGGAUCAACUUUCCUGUGAGGGGGGAAAAAACGGAUUCUCUUAAACAAAGAGUAAAGAGGGAAAAGUCCUAGCAGCAAUGUGUCAUAGGGGCUCUUGAAUGUACUGUUAAUGGUCGUCAUGGCGAUUUUUUUUACAGCGGUAUAUUAAGAGAAAAUCCUCCAUGUGUUACCUUUACUAUCCUUGAUAUAUGCAGAUCUGUUCAACAGGUGUUUUUUUUUUUUCAUUAUUAUUAUUUUUUUUCAACCAGUGCAAGUCAACACCCCUGCAGGUUUGAAAGGACAAGAAGUCAACACGUUAACCCCCCCCCCCGUUUACUCCCUACACUGUGGCCCAACCUCAUGGCCUAGUUUGUCGAGGUGCGAUGUGUGUGUCGUUAAGUAGACAGUGGCGGUAAUAGACUGUGUUCGUUGCCUCUCCUGGAAGAUCGGGUGCUGCUUUUUAACGAGCACAUCCUUUCGUUUUUCCUUCUAGCUGCUGAAAGGGCGAGGUUUGCUGAGAACCUUGUUUGAAGGGGAGCAUCCCACUUGAUGGGACGCAGAGUAAAUGUUUUACGUAGAACACGCAGAAUAUAGUCCUGGUUCUGUACUGAUUUAACUGUUUUAAAAAGCAUUGAUACCUCAUGAGACAUUAUGGAACGACGUUUCGUAGUUUGUUGUAGCAGAUCGUGUUUUGGUUCCAUACCGGGGUCAGAGUUCAGCCUCAGCAUUCCUUGUGUGGUCAUUCUCAUGUGUCGUGGAAUGCUCAAGCUCGUGUUACCUUCGUAUGUUUGACUGAACCAAAGAUGCCAGCGGCCAUGCCCAAAUGCUGCUCUUCAGGCCUGGCUUCCUGUCCUUCCAAAAAACACCCCUGCAUUUGACAAAAUGUUUUAUGUCUUUUUAUUUUUUUUUUUGUUGCGAUUUCUCAACUGUCUUGACUUAUGAAGCAACCUAAUUUUUCAAUGAAUUUACAUCUCUGAAACCGUACACGGCAUCAAAGAUGGUUAAAAUUGGUUGCCAAUUGUUGUUACUUAUUUUGUUUAUUAUUAUUGUUAUCAUUAUUAUUAUUAUUGCUCUAAUUUACAAAAAUGAAAAUCCCAUGGUGUGCCUCCUAGCUUUAUGGGUUUAUAAGUGUUUAUUUUUCCCUAAAGACCAGCAGUUAUACUUUGUAUAAAAGAUGGAUUUUUCCUUAUUUUUUAUGCCAUUAAAGAUGAAAUAGCCUGUUUUCUUUACUCUGGACCCAGUAGCUGCACUGGUAUAAAAUCGCACUGAUAGAUGAAUUAAAAAAAAAAAAAAAAAUAUGAAAAAAGUCUAAAUGAAUCAAUAAUAAUAAUGAUAAUGACAAAUGAAAUAAGAUCUACAAUAAACUUGUGUUUGAGACUUUUAUUAAAAAAAUAUUUUAAAAAAUGCACAUAAAAAACGAAAAUGACUGUUUUUGUACAUCGAAUUACUUCUUUUCAAAAGAAUAUUUUGGAUCUAGUUUCAAAAUUAUUUUAGUGGUUUUCUAUGUUCUGAAUUUUAGAGACACUGACUUCGAUGACGUGUCACUGUACAAAAUGAUUUUCUUCAGUUGCAGUGGCCUGAUGGGCUGGGAGGGUUGCCUGGUGUAACUCCUCAUACCAACUUUUAUUUCUUUUCCUUUUCGAUUUUUGGAUCUUUUUUUCUCCUCUGCUUUAGUAACUUGAAAAAUGUUGAUGGAAAACUAUGAACUGGGAACUUCAAAUCCAUCCCCCUGUAGAGCUAGACCCUUCCUCUCUUCCUCUUGAAUUUGCUGUUAGUGUGACGAGACUUGAAACGGGCAUUUAUUAAAGAUAGUAUGACUCCAAAUGGAAAAAAAAGAUAAAAAUAAACAAACGCACACAAAAAAAAACAAAAGCAAAAAAAUAAAGCAAAAAAAAAAAUUGCAAAAGAAAAGUGGGGAGGGUUGAAAGAAUAUAUAUAGAUGGGUUAUCUGAGUAUGUAAGCAAUGGAUGUGAAGGUAGUAGUUUUAAACAUUGUUAUUACCUUUUAAAUCAUUUAUUCAAUAAAAGAUAAAAAAUCUACUGAAAAGAGAA
Molecule: messenger RNA, 6803 nt
Organism: Hippoglossus stenolepis (Pacific halibut)
Lineage: Eukaryota; Metazoa; Chordata; Actinopteri; Pleuronectiformes; Pleuronectidae
Gene: ammecr1
Product: AMMECR nuclear protein 1
Exons: 5
Coding region: 1038-1931 (297 amino acids)
Source: RefSeq, a predicted model, not a curated record